CGAGUUUCACUUUUUUUCCUUUCCUUUUUGUUUUGUUUUGACAGAACCAGCAGCAUUUCAAGUCCAACGAUGGAGGGACUGUAAAAGCUAAACCUCCUGGCUAGCUGUUGAGAUUUGACUUCUCGUUUGCUCAACAGGAUAUUGGACAGUUCUGUGUUAAGAUUGGGUGAACCUCAUCUGUGAACGUUUUUGAGCGGACGAUGCAGAAUAGGAAGCGGAUAUUAGAGACGUAUGACGGCACCACAGACGGUGCACAGGCAGAUGGGUCGGAGGAAGAGAGGUUGCCUCUGGAAUCCGUCGAGCGGGAGAGACCUCCUUCCCCGAAAAUUAAACUCAACCUUGUUGCACUGGGACUUGCAGACCCGAAUGACCCGAACCGCUUCAACAGAGACCGUCUCUAUGGUGCCAUCGUGAGGGGGAAUCCAAAUGAGCUGGAAGGCCUGGAGGACUAUUUGAGAGGAACCAACAAAUUUCUCACCGACUCCGAAUAUAAGGAUGGCAAGACAGGCAAGACGUGCCUAAUGAAGGCCCUUCUGAAUUUAAAAGAUGAGGUGAACCUCACGAUCCCCUUGCUCUUGGAGAUAGACAGGCGGACCGGGAAUGCGCCGCAGCUAAUCAACGCUGAAUGCAUAGGCUACUACAAAGGUCACACGGCCCUCCACAUUGCCAUUGAGAAGCGGAAUCUAGAUUUGAUCAAGUUCCUGGUGGAGAACGGGGCCAACGUCCAUGCCAAGGCCUGCGGCGAGUUCUUUCAGCAGCGGAAGAAAGGGGUGUGCUUCUAUUUCGGCGAGCUCCCGCUCUCCUUGGCUGCAUGCACCAACCAGCCAGAUGUACUCCAGUAUCUCCUACAUAACCCUCACCAGAAGGCCAGGCUGGAAGAACAGGAUUCUUUGGGGAACACAGUCUUUCAUGCCUUAGUGAUGGUGGCGAAUGAUACAGAGAAGAAUACGGAGCUGGUGAUCAAGAUGUACGACGAACUCUUGAAGGAAGGGGCCAAAAUUGACCGAACGCUGAGACUGGAGGAAAUAGUAAACAAGAAAGGAUUAACCCCUUUGAAACUGGCCGUCAAGACGGGCAAAGUAGAGAUCUUCAAGCACAUUAUUCGCCGGGAGAUCAAAGACCCUGAGUUUUGUCACCUGUCACGCAAGUUCACCGAAUGGACAUAUGGACCGGUCCACAUUUCCCUCUACGAUUUGUCUGCCAUUGAUAGCUACGAGGAAAACUCUGUGCUGGAAAUCCUUGCCUAUAGCAGCGACACCCCAAACCGGUACAAAAUGGUGGACUUGGAGCCCGUAAACAAGCUGCUUGAACAAAAAUGGGAUUCCUUUGCUGCCAAGAGGUUUUUCCUCAGUUUUUGGUCGUACCUGGCAUUCAUGCUUGUUUUCACAGCCGUCGCUUACAACCUACCUCUGGAUGGGAAGCCCCCUUUUCCAGUUUCGCUUACUGCUGGGGACAUACUGAAGCUUACGGGUCAGGUCAUCGUCUUACUUGGAGGCAUUUAUCUCCUCAUUAUCCAGAGUCUUUACCUGUGGAAGAGGCACCGAUUCUUGAAAAGUCUACUCACUGAUGACUGCAUUCAGAUUUUUCUGUUGGUGCAGGCAAUUGCCCUGCUGCUUUCGUCGCUGUUGUACCUCGUGGGGUUGGAAGAGUAUGUGCCAUGGAUGGUUUUCUCCUUGCUCCUGGGCUGGGUGAACUUGCUGUACUACACCCGAGGUUUCCAGCAGACGGGAAUCUAUAUUGUCAUGAUACAGAAGGCAAUCCUGAGGGACCUUCUGCAUUUCCUCAUUGUCUAUGUGAUCUUCCUCUUUGGCUUUGCCACAGCCCUCGUCAUCCUCACCGGUGAGGCUCCCCAGACAGCCCAGAACGGGUCUCUCCCUCUCCACGGUGGCGAUAAAGACGAAGCCGUAUAUCCUGACCUCUUCAAGGCCUCCCUGGCGCUGUUCCGGUUCACCAUUGGCAUGGGCGACCUGGAAUUCCACGAGAACGUGAAGUUCAAGUACUUUGUGAUGGUCUUGCUCCUCCUCUUCGUGGUCCUGACGUACAUCCUUCUGUUGAACAUGCUGAUUGCCCUGAUGAGUGAGACGGUCACCAAUGUCUCUGGGUACGGCCGAAGCGUCUGGAAGCUACAGAGAGCCAUUGCUAUUUUGGAAAUCGAGAAAAACUGGUUUUGGUGUUGGAAGAAGACGCCAAGGUCCGGCUGCUUCCUGUCUAUCAACCCAGAAGAAAAGGAAAAUAAGAGAUGGUUUCUCCGAGUGGAAGAAGUAAAUUGGGCAGACUGGAAGAAAGAGCAAGGAGUGUUGAAGGAAGAUCCUGUAGACUCCAACAUUUCUGAGACAGAGCCCCAAGAGGACAAGCAAUCCGGUUGGGUGUCGCGCAUGAGAGCCCUCCUGGCUGUGGCGGAGGAGGAUCGGCUGCCGACGCAUGCCACCGGCCACUGAGCGAGGCGAAACCUCAAGGAGGAUGUGGGGGAUCGCUGAGCUGAUGGGGCCCCCGCCCAGGGCUGAGUUCCCUCGCGCUGCUUGAACGUCUGACCACAACGAAAGCAUGAGAAAUCUCUGUGAAGAGACAGUGACUCGAGAAAACUACGGUCUGUGCCUUUCCCAGGACGGACGCGCUCGGAGGACGGACAUAAUUCCGUGUGUCCCGUCUCAACAAAGCCUUGGCCCUUCAGUUGAUCUCAGUAGAUCGCCCAGAGAGCUUUGGCUGUGGGGCGGUAUAUAAAUGUAAUAAAAUAAAAUCAAUCAAUCAAUAAAUGAAAUUCCGCUUCCCUCCUGCCCAGCGCCAGCCUCCAAAACUCCCUCCAUUUAACAAAUGCUCAAUGGGCUUACCCCCGCCGCUUUUCUCCACCACUGGCUUGCCCUCCAGAUUGUUUGGACUACAACUCCCAUCAGCCCCAGUUGGCACAGCUGAUAGCAGUGGAUGAUGGGUGCUGCAGAGCAAAACACCUGGAGGGCACAAGGUGGCUUGCUCCUCCUACUUGCUGGGUCCUGCCCUAUGCAUUGAACUUUCCUCCUAACCAUUGAUUGUUUCUAAAAGGUUGAGAUGUUCAGUUACUGGCAGCUUUAAGCUAAGAUAUGCAGGUAUUUUUUGCCCUAUCACUUCAUCCUCCUGCCCACCUCCAGAAUUGAAUUUAACGAUCGAGCUGAAAGAGUUUCAAAACCCCUGCAUUUAUUGGAAACAAUAAAAAAUAUUAAUCCAAAUCCCCUGCAUUUCAGGGAUGAACAGAAGGGACACAUGAAUCUCCUGGUAGAUUUCUGGGUGAUUUGCAAUAGAUCAGCCAGGAUUUUGAACUUCUGACCAUUUGGCCAACAGCAGCAACAAAAUUACUUUGCCCACCCUCCUAAAAAAAAACACUGCUAGAAUGAUGAAUGCUUAGGGAAAAUGAGGAGUGGGUUAUUGUGAGUGCCACUCAUUUCUGGUUCUCAAAACAUGUCCCUGGGCUCAGAAUUCUUGAAUUCGUUUUUUGUUUAAUUUAUGUUUUUAUUCAUGUUUUUAAUCAUACACAACAGACAUUGUAAAGCAAAACUGCGCAUGUUACACUUAGUCUUAAAUCGAACAAGGAGCACGAUUUUGUAAUGUUCGUAA
Elgaria multicarinata webbii is the source of this 3585-nucleotide messenger RNA. RefSeq names its product transient receptor potential cation channel subfamily V member 2-like. Bases 201 to 2438 code for a protein of 745 amino acids. Gene Ontology annotation, cellular component: plasma membrane. The transcript is spliced from 16 exons. Gene Ontology annotation, biological process: calcium ion import across plasma membrane. The record is from RefSeq and is a predicted model, not a curated record. Gene Ontology annotation, molecular function: calcium channel activity; protein binding. NCBI's taxonomy places the organism in Eukaryota, Metazoa, Chordata, Lepidosauria, Squamata, Anguidae.